Sphaeramia orbicularis (orbiculate cardinalfish) is the source of this 933-nucleotide messenger RNA. RefSeq names its product paired box protein Pax-6-like. Lineage: Eukaryota; Metazoa; Chordata; Actinopteri; Kurtiformes; Apogonidae. Gene Ontology annotation, molecular function: RNA polymerase II transcription regulatory region sequence-specific DNA binding; DNA-binding transcription factor activity, RNA polymerase II-specific. Bases 1 to 933 code for a protein of 310 amino acids. The transcript is spliced from 3 exons. The record is from RefSeq and is a predicted model, not a curated record. Gene Ontology annotation, biological process: regulation of transcription by RNA polymerase II. Gene Ontology annotation, cellular component: nucleus.
AUGUGGAAGAACCCCAGCACUGAUGACUCCAGACCCGUGGCCCCCAGUGCUCCCAGUGCCCCCAGCAGCUCCUCCCGCAGCGCCAGCCGCAGGAAGAGGACCAGCUUCUCUAAGGAACACGUGGAGCUGCUGCGUGCCACCUUUGAGACCGACCCCUACCCAGGAAUCAGCCUCCGGGAGAACCUGUCCCAGACCACGGGCCUCCCAGAGUCACGCAUCCAGGUGUGGUUUCAGAACAGACGAGCUCGGACCCUGAAGUGUAAAGGAGCCAAGAAGGCGCUGUGGCAGACUGAUGGUCCAGGUCUACAGGAGGCUCUGCACCCACAGCAUGUUGCAAACCGGGCCAUGCAGACCUCGUCCAGCCCCAGGCUUCCUCAGGGCUGUCCUCCUCCCUACCCACCACAGGUGAAGGAGGAAAUGGAUGAGUCCUGCUUCUUUGACCCGUGCCCCCCGGCUUACCCCACCCCUGAGCAGCACUACGGCUCAGUUUUCGGGCUUCAGCAGGGCAGGCCGAUGAGGGGUGGCUCCAGCCCCACAUUCAGAGGAUACUGGUCUUCCUCUGUCCCCCCACAGUGGUGCCAGUCGCCCAUGGACAUGAGGACCUACAGCUCCAGCUCCAGCUCCAGCUCCAGCCAGGCGUUUAUGUAUCCUGGAUCAACAGACCUACGGACCAGCAUGCCCUGUUCCACCUCCCACCCCUCGUCCACCCCAGACACCCCAGACUCUGGAUACUGGGACAUCCACGUGGACAAAAGCCCCUUGGUGGACGCGCAGUACUCGCAGCUGGAGGAUUCGUGGAGCGGACAUCCGGCGUUGCUUCAACACACCUCGCUGCCUGAGCUGUCUCUGCAGGAGAUUCUGGGCGAGCUGGACGAGGACUGGCUCGGAGGAGAGGGACUGGAUCCUGGUGUGGUCAAACCUGGAUUCUGCUGA